AUGCGGGCCAUGGCCACCACCACCUCAGGUCCCACACACUGCCCAGCCAACUUCUCAGCGGCUGCUGACCACAUCCUCAGCGGUUUCCAGGAAGACUUUCUGUGGCCCAUGCUGCUGGCUGUGUUUCUGGUGGCCUUGGCUGGCAACAGCCUGGCCCUGUACCGCUUCUGCACCCAGGACCAUCGCCCUUGGCACCCAGCCGUGAUCUUCUCAGCCCAGCUGGCAGUCAGCGACCUGCUUUAUGCCCUGACGCUGCCCCCACUGGCCGCCUACUUCUACCCACCCAAACACUGGAGCUACGGGGAGACUGCCUGCCGCCUGGAGCGCUUCCUCUUCACCUGCAACCUGCUGGGCAGCGUCAUCUUCAUCACCUGCAUCAGCCUCAACCGCUACCUGGGCAUUGUCCACCCCUUCUUCACCCACAGCCAACUGCGGCCCAAGCACGCCUGGGCUAUCAGCGCUGCUGGCUGGGCACUGGCGGCCCUGCUGGCCGCACCCAUGCUCAGCUUCUCCCACCUAAGUGGGCCACAGCAGGAAGGCAAGUGCACUGUGGACAGGCCCCUUGCCUGCAUCAAGUGCCUGGGGACAGCGGAUGACAAGCAGCUUGAGGCCUACAGGGUCUACAGCCUGGUGCUCGCGGCUCUGGGCUGCGGCCUGCCGCUGCUGCUCAGCCUGGUGGCCUACGGCGCCCUCGGGCAGGCUGUGCUGCAGAGCCACGGCAUGACAGCGGCCAACAAGCUGCACGUGAUGCUGCUGGUGGCCAGUGGCAUUGCCCUCUACGCUAGUUCCUAUGUGCCCUACUACGUCACAGGGGUGCUCAACGUGUAUGCCCGGCAGCGCUGGAGAGCCCUCUGCCCAGGCUUUGCAAGUGCGGCCCAGGCUAAGGCGGCGCUGAGCUGGAGGACGUACGUGGCCCAUCAGGUAACACGGGGCCUCGUUCCCCUGGCCAUCUGCGUACACCCGCUGCUCUACAUGGCUGUGGUGCCCAGCCUGGACUGCUGCCACCGACGCUGCCCUGGCUGCGGGCAGGGGCAGGCCCCAGAGAACAUGGAGUGCUCCGGCCAAGCCCUGCCUCUCAAUGUCACAGCCACCCCCAAAACCUCGGGGCCCCAGUCCCCUGAGUUGAGCCCGUGACCUGGCCCAUCUUCAGCCCCCUCCUCAUCACGAGACACCAGGACCCAGCAGCAGAAUGGAGGCUGAGAGCACAGCAGGCCCCUGGCUCUGAUCCCCCAAGAGGCCCUGAGCCAAAACUUCCUCCCCAAGGAAAGGCCUGCAGUGGGACCAGGGAGCGCCCAAGCCAGAGCAGCAGGAAUUGCCACCCGCAGCAGUAACCCCGGGCAGGGCCAGGGAGCAAACCCACAACAGGGGGGGAAGGCGGGGAGGAGGCCUGGCCCCGCCCACCACAGUGUGAGUGACAUCUGCGAAUAAAUGGAACAGC
Lagenorhynchus albirostris (white-beaked dolphin) is the source of this 1438-nucleotide messenger RNA. It is a transcript of the gene P2RY11, whose product is annotated as purinergic receptor P2Y11. Gene Ontology annotation, cellular component: plasma membrane. Gene Ontology annotation, biological process: G protein-coupled receptor signaling pathway; calcium-mediated signaling; cellular response to ATP. The record is from RefSeq and is a predicted model, not a curated record. The transcript is spliced from 2 exons. Gene Ontology annotation, molecular function: neurotransmitter receptor activity; G protein-coupled ATP receptor activity. The coding region runs from base 1 to 1134 and encodes 377 amino acids. Lineage: Eukaryota; Metazoa; Chordata; Mammalia; Artiodactyla; Delphinidae.